Mus musculus (house mouse) is the source of this 3140-nucleotide messenger RNA. RefSeq names its product COMM domain containing 1 (gene Commd1). The record is from RefSeq and is a predicted model, not a curated record. The transcript has 4 exons. Lineage: Eukaryota; Metazoa; Chordata; Mammalia; Rodentia; Muridae. Gene Ontology annotation, molecular function: phosphatidylinositol-3,4,5-trisphosphate binding; identical protein binding; phosphatidylinositol-4,5-bisphosphate binding. Gene Ontology annotation, biological process: positive regulation of protein ubiquitination; negative regulation of sodium ion transmembrane transport; regulation of proteasomal ubiquitin-dependent protein catabolic process. Bases 2285 to 2776 code for a protein of 163 amino acids. Gene Ontology annotation, cellular component: nucleus; cytosol; recycling endosome.
AUCUUGUUAGCCCCGAUCAAUAAGGUUUAUAUCGACAUUUUAGACCUAAUUAAAACAAUUUUUAAAAAUAGCCACUGUUUGUGUACUCAAGUCCUCAACACAGUAUGAGUUAUAUAUGAAAUGAAUCUCUGGUCUUUCAUAUGGAUAUUUAAAAAUUAAAGCAAAUUCACUGGAGCUGGAGAUGUUGCUUAGUGGUAGAACACCUGCCUAGAACACACAUAGCCUUGUGUCUAAUCCUCUCAAAACACAACUAAAGUAAAAACUUAAGGGUUCUUUGGAAAGUCAGCUGGGUGGUGCUUUGCUGGAACAAACAUGUGAAGGAAUGUUUAGCUGAAGCAGACACAGGAGAGGGGAUGUUUUACAUAAACAAACACAUGAAAAGACACACGAUAAAAGAUUAUUUACUAACAAUACACAUACAUUGGUCUGCCUUAUAUUAUAUAGUUGAGCUACAUUUGUCGGAAUGCCAUAGAGAGAAAGGUACCAAAAAACUUUUAGUGGUGUACUAUAGUUUGUGAGCUGAUUGGGUGUGUGUGCUGAGGCAAGAGCUGUGCUCUAGGUGAGACACAUGGAGGACACGUGAUGUUUGGAGGGCAUAAACAGGACUCCAGAGACAGAGCCUGACUUGCUGAUGCAGCUAGCUAUACAGAACAACCUCUCCCCAAACCUCAAAUCCACAUCUUUUAUGGAGCCACAGUUCCAAACACAUCUCCUUAAAAAAAGAUGGAGGCAUUUGGCUGCCUUGCAUGCCUCCUCACCAGUGACAUAGCUGUGCUUAAACACACUGCAGUUCAUAGUCUAUUAUACCAUUUUCCUUUAUUUUAAUUUUUUUUUUUUUUUUUUUUGGUUUUUCAAGACAAGGUUUCUCUGUGUAAUCCAGGCUGGCCUCACACUCAGAGAAUGCCUCUGCCUCCCAAGUUCAGGGAUUAAAACCCAGUAUGCUAUUUUUAUUUAUUUAUUUUGGUCUUUUUGAGACAGGGUUUCUCUGUAUAGCCCUGGCUGUCCUGGAACUCACCUUGUAGACCAGGCUGGCCUCGAACUCAGAAAACUGCCUGCCUCUGCCUCCUGAGUGCAGGGAUUAAAGGUGUGUGCCACUAUGCCCGGGUUUUUAUUUUAAAUUACAAUUAGCUUAUACUAAUUUUUCCAAUUGGGAGCUAAUUUACAUAUUGCAAAACUGUCUUUUAGUGUAUACAAUUCACUGUGCUUUGGUAAAGGACAAAGCCGUGUAGUUAUCACCAGUGGCUGCUCAUAGGCAUUUUCAUCAUCUGAAAACAGACUUUGUACCCAUUAUGUCAUUUCCUAUUCUUCCCUCCUUCAGUCCUUGACAACUGGAUUUUUGUAUGGAUUUGCUUAAUUUAGCAGUAAAUAAGAUUGUCCAGUUGUCUUUCAUGUCUGGCUUCAUUCGUUUCACGCAUUUUUUUUCUUUUUUUCUUUUUAAUUAUGUAGGCCUGUCUGUGCACAUGAGUACAUUGCUGGUGGAAGCUUUCAAUUUCUGAGGUUGGAGUUACAGGAGGUUGUAAGUCGCCUAAAGCGAGUGCUGGAAACUGAACUUUGGUCCGCUACAGGAAUAGUAUACAUUCUUAACCAUUGAAUCUGUCCAGCCCUCAUUUAGCACAUUUUAAAGGUUCACCUAUAUUAUAGUAUCAUGCUACACGCUUAUUAUAGCUGAAUAUAAGUAAGGGUUUUUUUUUGGGUAAUUAUGUAGAUAAGUAUUUACUAAUGCGAUUCCACUUUAAGAAUGAAAAUAAGGCUUUGAAAAAUAGUGGUUAUAGAAAUGGAGACCAGACUACUGAUAAUGGCUAGAAAGACAACGUACGGGUAUACACAAAGGAAUUAAUGCAAGCAAAGAGAUCAUGUCCUCAUGAAGUAGCUACAUUUGGGGGGCGUGGGGAAAAGAUUAUAGAGCUUAGAACUGAGUAGUAGGCACUGCUCAUUUAAUUGCAAGCUGUAGAAUGAGAUACAGCCAUCGAAGAAUUAAGGUGGCAUUCUUACGGAGUUACAGUUAGGUAUCUCCAGCCAGCGAUCGUUCCUUUGAGUGCGCAUUUGCACAUCGGAGUGAAGAAGGAAACAACAAAAACACAGUGACUCUAAAGGAAACUGAGUGGAUUUGGCUGUGGUGGAAGUAGUGGAUGUGUGUGGCAGAGCAAACGAGAGAACUGUUUAUAUCGACUAGUGGAGGAACCCGGCAUCGCGUUCCGUGGCUGCCUUUGCCAGCUUUUAUGGCCCUUCUCGGCCCCCGUAGCGGACCGGAGCUCAGCCGCUGGGCGGCAGGCCCUCCUUAGCCAUGGCGGGCGAUCUGGAGGGUGGCAAGUCCCUGAGCGGGCUGCUGAGCGGCCUAGCGCAGAACGCCUUUCACGGACACUCGGGUGUCACGGAGGAGCUGCUGCACAGCCAACUCUAUCCGGAAGUGCCACCGGAGGAGUUCCGCCCCUUCCUGGCGAAGAUGAGAGGACUUCUCAAGUCUAUUGCAUCUGCAGACAUGGAUUUCAACCAGUUAGAGGCAUUCCUGACUGCUCAAACCAAAAAGCAAGGUGGCAUCACCAGUGAGCAAGCUGCAGUCAUCUCCAAGUUUUGGAAGAGCCACAAGAUAAAAAUCCGAGAGAGUCUCAUGAAGCAGAGCCGCUGGGACAACGGCCUUCGGGGCCUGAGCUGGAGAGUCGAUGGCAAGUCUCAGUCACGGCACUCAACUCAGAUACACAGCCCUGUUGCCAUAAUAGAGCUGGAAUUUGGAAAAAAUGGACAGUUGUCUCAAAAGGGCAGAGUCGGACAGUUUUGACUGCAGUCUCCCAGGCAAUGAUAGAGACACAAAGAGCAGGAGCCAAGGAAUCUGAAUUUUUGUGUCUGGAAUUUGAUGAAGUUAAAGUCAAGCAAAUCCUGAAGAAGCUGUCAGAGGUAGAAGAGAGUAUCAACAGGCUGAUGCAGGCAGCCUAACUGAAGAGAGUAUCAAUAGGCUGAUGCAGGCAGCCUAACUGAAGGCUGGAGGAAGGGGCGUUUGAAGUGAAGCUGCUCACAGACUUUCUCCACUGACCCUUUGAAAGUCCUGUUUGCCCACUGGUGUUACCAAAAGACAUUGUAUACAUGCAUGAAAGUCUUCAAGAAUAAAUAAAAAUAUAUUUUAAAAAGUGGGUAAAAAAGAGAAA